Molecule: messenger RNA, 2919 nt
Organism: Anopheles cruzii
Lineage: Eukaryota; Metazoa; Arthropoda; Insecta; Diptera; Culicidae
Gene: Cog3
Product: conserved oligomeric Golgi complex subunit 3
Exons: 7
Coding region: 1-2805 (934 amino acids)
Biological process (GO): intracellular protein transport; intra-Golgi vesicle-mediated transport; Golgi organization
Cellular component (GO): membrane; COG complex; cis-Golgi network
Source: RefSeq, a predicted model, not a curated record
AUGGACAACGUUGCGACAUUAAAAGCAGAUAAUGCCGUUUUGCGGAAAAUUCAAUCGAAGCUCGUCCAGUGGGAACUGAAGGAGAACGCUCUGGCGCCACUCAGCACCGGACAGACGGAUUUCAUCAAUCGCUUGACGGACCUGGUUACUGGCCACGUUCCCGCCGGCGGUGGUCAGGUUCCGGAAGCAGUUAAAGAAGCGGACGACGACGGAUUACCUCCGGUUUCGUUGGAAAAGUUUAAACAGUCACCGUGCGUCAUCGAUUCGACGCAAAACUUUCUCUCGUGGUACAACUCGAUCGAUGCAGAGCUUCUCGAACACUUCGACGAUGCGUACCUGGAGUACUACGAGCAGCUGCGAUCGCGUGCCACUGAAUGUGAUGGCAUGUUGGAGGAGAUCGAUGUAUCGUUCGAAUCGCUCCGUAAGCUGAGGCAAGAGUUUGACUUUGUGUCGGAAAAAACGUCCUCGUUGCACCGGGCAAGCGAAAGUCUGCUGCAGGAUCAAACGAAACUCAGCGACAGUGGCGAAGAGAUCCGGAAACGGUUAAAGUACUUUAGUCAGUCGGAAAGCAUUUCCCAGCGGUUGCAUAACCCCACGUUUUCCGUUUCAAACGACACGUUCGUCGACAUUCUUAACACGAUCGACGAUUGCAUCGAGUACAUGCGUGUCAAUCCUUCAUUCUGUGAAGCUUCGGCGUACAGUGUCAAGUAUCGGACGUGUCUUGCCAAGGCGACACAAAUGAUGAAAAGCUACGUGAUGCGCAUCCUAUCGAACGCCACGGCCCAGGUGCUAGCACCGAAGGCUUCGGGCAUUCCGCGAUCGUUAGAAGCGAUGGAACAGCUUAAAAUUGGCGAUCCCACGAUGGAAGCGGCGUUUGCGCUUUUCUACGGCAAAUUUCAAGCUUCGGCACCACGGGUCAAGCGUAUCACAGCCACGAUCGAGGAACGACUCGAUCGGAGUCCCGACUACGACGUGUUGUUGGGCGAGUUGCAUCAAAAUUAUCUCACCCAACGUGCUGCGAUCAUGAGUGGUGGUGUUGAUCAAGCGAUCAAGGAGCUAACGAAGAAACAUAAAGGCGAUCACUGCGCGCUGGUGCGUUCGGCUUGCGCAUUCAUGGUACACAUUUGCCAAGAUGAGCAUCGUUUGUUCUAUCAGUUUUUCGCCAAACCGAGCGGACAUUUGAUCGGGUACAUGGAAGGUUUGUGCACAAUCCUUUACGACAUUUUGCGUCCUUACAUCAUUCGCAUCGAUCACCUGGAAACUUUGGCUGAAAUUUGUAGCAUCCUGAAGGUGGAGAUGCUAGACGAGCACGUCACUUACAGUCCUGAGUCACUAGAAGCGUUCGCCAAGAUCGUGUACCAACUACUCCAGGACGUGCAGGAACGGAUAGGUUUUCGUGCACAAAAUUAUCUCGAGUCCGACAUUCGCAACUAUCGUCCUUCGGCAGGUGAUCUCGCUUACCCGGAAAAGUUGGAGAUGAUGGAAAGCAUUGCACUUUCGCUGCAGGACACCGUUCACAAUCAAUACAAUCAUCCGGCACCGCUGAGGCGGGCCGAUUCUCGCAGCUCAAUCGUGUCCGGAAUGUCGCUCGCUUCACAGGACACCACCAACGAAGCGUCAAUGUUGAGGGUGCGCGCCAGCAACUCACCGGCCGAUAUGCACGGAAUGUGGUACCCGACCGUUCGCCGCACGUUAGUCUGUCUGUCGCGUCUGUACCGUUGCAUCGACAAGUCGAUCUUCCAGAGCCUUUCGCAGCAAGCACUGGCGCACUGCAUCCACAGUGUCUCGAGUGCAGCCGCACAGAUUUCCCAAAGCCGUACCACGAUCGAUGGCGAGCUGUUCGAAAUCAAGCAUCUGCUAAUCCUACGGGAACAGAUUGCCCCAUUCCGGGUCGAUUUUACGGCAAAGGAAACGAGCCUGGACUUCAGUAAGGUCCGGACCGCCGCCUAUGAGCUGCUCCAAAAGCGAAAGCAACUGUUUUCGCUCGGCUCGAAUAAUGCGCUGCUCGAGUUUCUGCUCGAUGGUACACCACAAGUGCGGGAACAGCUCCUCGAUUCACGGAAAGACGUCGACCGGCAACUGAAAACGGUUUGUGAAACGUUCAUUACCGAUGCGUCCCGCCAGCUGGUCGGUCCGGUACUGGCGUUCAUCGAGGCGGCCCAGAACCACCUGCGCAGCCAACCGGGAAAGGCGCCAGGGCAGCCGGGUGGUGCUGCAAUGGCUCUCCGACUAGCUCCGUUCGCGGCCCCACAGCAGAUCAGUUCCAUCAUACAGGAGUGCUUGCGCAACAUCAAAACCAAGCUCGCCGGUCUGCAGCGGUCGAUGCAGCUGUACCUCGCGAACAAGGACACGGAAUUCAUUCUCUUCCGGCCCAUCCGGAAUAGCAUCAUCGGUGCAUUUAUGAAGCUAGAGCAGAUCCUCACUCUGAACGCCUACAGUAAGGACGACCUCACCAUCGUCAGUUGUCCCUCGGUCGAGCAGAUCUCCGUGCUGCUUUCGAGCGUGAAUUUGGCCGGAAACGGCACGGGUGGCGAACCGACGCUCGCUUUCGGGAGGACGAGUUCGGUGGAAAUGCAGCGCAAAAUAAGCACCUCCUCGACGUCGUCGGGUAGCGCAGCAGCAAAGGCGUCGCAGAUCGAGAAGAAGGUCAGCUUCGAUAGUGGCGCCAAUACGGUAGUGGAGAUCGAGCGGCCCGAUGAUGCCGGGGCACUGGCAGGCGACGAGGAAAUGCAGAAUGUUGUAGAAACCCCAAAGGACAUUACGCUGGAUGUGACGACCGAAGGGAAGCCGGGCGAGGCCGUGUGAAGCUGUGCGACACAGUGUAAUAUUCCAAACGAAAAUCCUAUUAUCUAUUUACUUUUCUAGCUAUUUUGUUGAUUUGUGUAGAGCCUUGUUAAGAUAAUACGCUCCAUUUUAUUG